CGUGUGGUAACGGCCGGCCCCCACCGCGGGCAGACGGCAGGACGGGAGCCACCGGCCUCAGGGAAACCCGGCGCGGUCCCUCCGCCGGCGCCGGGCGAGCAGGGCCAGGAAAGCGCCGGGGGCAGCCGCCAACAGCCCCGGCGACCGCCCGCCCCGCCCUCCCUCCCCGCGCAUGCGCGGCCAGCGCGGGCACAUGACCGGGAGAGGGGCGGGGCGCCCGGCGCUGCGUCUCCGUGGGCCCGGGCCGGCGGCGCAGCGGGGAGGGGGAGGAUCCAUCAUGGCGUCUAUGCAGAAACGAUUACAAAAAGAACUAUUGGCAUUACAAAAUGAUCCACCUCCGGGAAUGACUCUAAAUGAAAAGAGUGUACAAAAUUCAAUUACACAGUGGAUUGUAGACAUGGAAGGUGCUCCAGGAACACUAUAUGAAGGGGAGAAAUUUCAGCUUCUAUUUAAGUUCAGUAGUCGGUAUCCUUUUGAUUCGCCUCAGGUCAUGUUUACUGGAGACAAUAUUCCUGUUCAUCCUCAUGUUUAUAGCAAUGGUCAUAUCUGUUUAUCCAUUCUAACAGAAGACUGGUCCCCAGCUCUCUCAGUGCAAUCUGUUUGUCUUAGCAUUAUUAGCAUGCUUUCCAGCUGCAAAGAAAAGAGGCGACCUCCAGAUAACUCAUUUUAUGUAAGAACGUGUAACAAGAAUCCAAAGAAAACAAAAUGGUGGUAUCAUGAUGACACAUGUUGAUGCCACCAUUUUGUGAUCCUCGUAGCAGAAGAUAGUCCUACUGAGAAAAUGAGCACUUUGAUCAUUCAGUCUUUGAACUUUAACCUUUGACUGGAAGUGACCUAUAGGCAAUGAAGACUACUUCCUUUGACUGCAUUUUUACUAGUGUGCAUUCUGGGCGCAUGUUGAUCGCUGGUUCAGUCCAUGCAACUGACAUGCUUUUAUUAGUCAUACAGUAUUAAUGCAGGUGUCCAGAAGUGUCAGAAUAAUUCCAUUAUUUUUAUUUUAAGCUUUUGGAAGAAUUCCAGGUCUUCAUAUAUUGUGCAAUAACACUGAGCUCCUUGGCGGUUUUGGUGCAUCCAUUGCCGGCAAUGGACAUUGUACCAGGGAAAGGUUUUGCUCCUGCCACAAAAAAGAUUGAUGCAUGACAGAGCUUAGGAAAGUUUCGAAUAUAUUUGGAUUAUAAGCAAGGGAUCUACCAUUACCUUCAAAGCCUCCCCAUUCUUUUAUAUUUGGAUUCUAUGCACUGUGAUCACAAAACUAGCAGCAUGAGGUAACAUGCUUAGCUGAAGGACUGUAAUAAGAUCAUUGCAUAUUUAUUAAAUUGUUUAUCUGCUGUCAAAUUGUUUUGACAUAGAAGGUUUUUCAAGUGACAUUGGCAGAGAGGUACAAUGUUAUCCCUAUGGUGAAAUAAAACUACUUUUUGUAUAUAGUUAUUCAUAUCUCUGAAGCAAAGGUAUGAGUAAUUUAGGGUAUGAGUGAUUUAAUCAAGAAUUUAUUUUGGACAUAGGAGAGGAUGGCAGUGAUAUAACUGAACUUGCUGCAGUCCGUAAUUGGGCUUGUAGUUUGUACUUUAGAGCUUUUUCCAAAUAGAUUGCACACUGUUAUUUCCUGCUAGCCAUCAGCAUGAGCCCUACUGCCUACACCAAUAUUUCAUUUAUUUAUGUGUUUGAAAGCAAUCCAUAUAACAUUUUUUUGUUUGCAUUCACUGUUUCUUUUGUUGUUGUAUGUCAUGUUUGAAUGUUACAAAACAAUAUUUUGAUUGAAAAGCUUUGUCAGAAGAUAUUUUCAUGUAAAUUAUUUCUUUAUCUUGUAAGCAUCAUCUUGUCUUUUAAUCCUGUACUAUAAAAAGAAAAAAAAAAUACAUUUUUGACAGAGGCUUAAUGUUUUGACAAAAAAGUGUGGACCUUCUUAUUUAAGUUUAGACUAAAGAAUAUUUUCUUAACUAGCUUGUCCCAUGCAGCCAUACUAAUUUUUUUUUUGCAGGCUUUUACUUCACCAAAAAGGGGGAAAAAGCCUAAAAUCAGAUUGACAUUUUUCUGUGGAGCAACAUUUAUUGAAAUUAUAGUUGUUCUCACCACUCAGUACUAUUUUGAUACUGCAAUUAGGUUGUCUUUUUAGGAAGCACUUUUAUAAACUUAAUACCUUUACACAUAUGCAAAAUUUCUAUAACUUUUUUUUACUGUUGCCUUAUUGUUGCAUUCAAAAAAAAAAAAAUUAAAAAUUCAAGAGAUUAAUGCACGAAUAUCUAAAUCAAGUAAAUACUUGAUUUAUAAACAAACAAAAGCCAAAAAAAACCACCCCAAACCCAGCCCGAAAUGAAUAACUACAAUAACAAACAGAAAAUUGGCUGAAAAUACUGAUUUUUUUUUUUCUUACUGCUGUAUAACUGACAAGUUUUAUAGCCUUGUACAUACUUCUCUGUUACCUAAUGUUUAAAACAUUUUAAAAAAAGUGUAGAUGUUUAACUCAGGGUGGAUAGAGUUUAGAUGGAUUUGCUUCAGAGAAGUAUAUUGUACAGCAACUGAAUUAUGGAUAUUGCCAGUGAAGUGAGGCUACAAUAUAUACUUCAGGAAUUGCUAUUUUUUCUACUGUAUUGAAAAUAUCUCUUGGCCUUUAAAACACAAUGGUAAAAUCUAGCUUUGGAUAUAAACUUGAUGUGUGUAUAUAUUUUCACAAUGAGCCUUUUAAACAUCGAAUUCAGUUUCUUUUAAGAGCCAAAAAUAAUAAUUUCAAGCAAAUGAAAUGGUUCUGCUCCUAACCUUUUGUUUAGCAAAAUGUUAUUGUUGUGAGUGAAUCAAACUGGUUAUUUUUUGAAAUAGCUCACAGGAAAGAGCAGUAAUCUAAUACGUAAUCUGUAUAUUCACGUUAACUGCUCUAUAUUGAUUGAAACAAUUGACACAUCUUUGAGAAAUUCAUGUACGAAUGGUUCACAUAAUGGAUCCUAUCAAAUAGUCUGCAGGAAAGAGGCCUGAUUGUGACACAAGGUAAUGUCUCUGAAGAAACGGUUCAAGUACAUCUCCGAUUCAUGUAUCUCUUCAUGUGGUGGCUUGCCAUGCUACAAUACAUGGUUUCAGAGAAGCUUUAUGACAAACUGUAUGUAUUUUGUUGAAGAUGGGUGUUGUGGUGCAAAGCAUUAUAUGUUUUAUUGAUUUAUGCUAUCACAUGGACUACAACAAAGUUAAAUAAUCAGAUUUAUGCUGCUCUUUAAUACCACCCACCCCAAUAAUAUACUUAGAUCAAAAAAAUGCAAGGUAGAUUAGAAGAGAAUGUACCUCAGGUCUUUUAGUUUACAGUAGAAAUGCCUCCAUUGGUUCUCUUGUAGAUCUGUGGGUAAGUUCACCUCUAUACAGGGGGCCAAGACAAAGCCUGUAUACCACUCAAGCCCUCAAAAUAAUGCAACUAUUCUGACUGUGCUAUGAUGUCCUGAGACAGGGCUUGAAUUAGAUGAAGGUGUUGCCAUCCUUUCUGUAGGGUGACCCUGUGUAUGUAACUUUCACUUGGAAUUUCACACAUGAAAUGGUUACAGAAUUGGCUUGAGAAGAUCUUGCUUUUAUUUUGUGUCAAUGUUCAUGUUGUUAAACACUUUGUUUUGUGUUUAGUGUCUUUAUACUAUAACACAAUAAAUUCUUGUUUUAAAAUAGA
This is a messenger RNA of Tyto alba (common barn owl), 3637 nucleotides long. RefSeq names its product ubiquitin conjugating enzyme E2 W (gene UBE2W). Lineage: Eukaryota; Metazoa; Chordata; Aves; Strigiformes; Tytonidae. Bases 173 to 733 code for a protein of 186 amino acids. The record is from RefSeq and is a predicted model, not a curated record. The transcript is spliced from 6 exons.